UUGUCGCGCCGGCCUCGUCUCGCCUUCCCAGCCGCCUGGCGCCAGCCUGAGAGAGAGAAAGAAAGAGAAAUAUGGUGGAGGGGAGGUACUCUAGCUUGUUUAGUGUUCAACGACUGAGUGGCAGGCGGUUGGAGAGAGCGCGUGGUUAGUGUGGUACCUUGGAGCGAGCGAUCGCUUGCUGGGAGAGAGAGCCCCGGACUCUUGAGGAAGUUACUCACGCACACGGGCGCGCGCACGCAUGCAGGCAGACAAGCUCGUUCCUCGCUCGCGAUUCUUCGUCUUCUUGUCUGCGCCAGAGAGGUGGUGGCGGCGGUUUGUGUUUCUGAGAGUCUGUCUCAUCAACAUGUGGAUUGGCUGUAUGGUGAAUAUCACAUCGCAACCCUCAGUCGCGGUUCGGUUCCCGAGUGUUCUGACUGUCGCGUGUGUGCGCUGAGUGCUAGGAUACAAGGCUUGAUUCCAUACUUUCAUCGCUUUUUUUAUCUGGUCAUCGUUGCUGCUGCUGCUGAUACUACAACCUGAUCUCAUCUGACGGCCUGAGCGACCCUGUGACAGACACCAGAGGUUCUGGGGUCAUGGCACAGUCGAGGUCCCGGACUGACUAGACUGUCCACUGAGUUGAGAACAAGGUGAAGCAACAACCAACUUGGGUCUUUGAUGGACAUCUCUUCAUAAAAUAUUGCAUGGACCCCCCUACCAUCGCCUGCGACUUCUCGACUGUCUGGCGGGAGGAGAAAAGGAUCGUGUGAAGGCGGAAACUAAACCGAGGACUAGCUCCCCUCCCCGCUCAGUCUGAACUAUUUGUUACCCAUCCACCCCACCUACCCUUCCUUGCUACCCCCGCAAGAAAUCAAUUGCAACGUGAGACCCCGAGACUUCCUCCCUCUCCGGUUCGAAGUUCAGACUAGCGAGGGGUUAACCAUAAAGCUCGAGACUAGACUGGUCCACGAACUCUGUGGAGUUUUAUGAUUUUCCUCCUUCAUUCCCAAAAGUUGCUACACCGAAUUCGAUGUGCUAGAAUGCUGCGAAAAAUACACGACGAUCAAAAGUUGUUUCUCUGUCAAAAGAGAUCCUAGUAAAAUUAACCGUUGGACUCGAACACGAGGGAAAGGGUUAACCAGUGGUUUUGCUGCCGAGCGGGAUUUUGUUCCUUGUAGCUCGGUGCUGGCUUUUCUGAAGUCACGCAAGCCCGCGCGGGACUCGGCUCUGAGUGAAUAAAACUGUCGUCGGCUCAAUAAUUCAAGAGAAAAAAAAGUUGCCGUUGGCCAGUUAACGUCUGGAGAAGUUUCCCCUCAAGUGGGGAAAGUGAGCAGGAGACUGUUCCUUCUUCGUGUGUGUCACCUUCUGCAGCAUCACAAAAAAAUUUAUUGCUGCUCAAGUCACGUGCUUUUCCAAAUCUGGCCAAUCCAGUGCGCAUGUCACUCAACUGCUGAAGCCGUGGACUUUAUACUCUUCCAAGUAAGUACCCAUCAUUGCCAUGUCGGCCAUGGCAGACCAGCACCACUCGCCGGCAGCCUGGCUGUCCCACGAGGCCAGUCGGGUACCCAACGGGUACGACGGCACGGGUGCGGGUAUGCCGCUUCCCUCAGAAGACAUUAGUGACAUGUUUUUCCCACAUCCGUUGGAUUCCAACCCUUCGCACAUGAACGCAAGUUACUACUCAGCCUCGGCGGCCCGGGCGCAUGGUUAUAGAAGUCCACACGUGUCAAGUGCCUCCCAGAUGUGUAGGCCUCACUUUCACCCUCCUCUCCACCCAUGGAUUAGCGAGUCUACCAAGUCCAUGGUCCCUCACGCUCAUUCCGGGUGGAUGACAGCGUCACACUUCAGCAACAAAGCGCUCAGCCACCCGAGCCCCACAGCCCCGCUCUCAGUUCACCCUCCCUCCUCCAUCGCCCCAACCAACUCAUUUCCGUUUCCACCCACACCUCCCAAGGACGGUACCCCAGAAAACAUCGGCGGCUCUACGGGGACAGGUAACUCUGUCGGCGCUGGGUCUGGAGCAGCGGGAGUGACGGGGUCUGGCGUGGGCAGUUCCGGGGCCAGCGGGGGGACGGGCAGCGCGCCAGGUGCGGCAGAGUUCUCCCCGGACACCAAACCCACCACCAAGACGGAGAUGGGGGGCGGUCUGGGCGGAUGCGGUGACGGCAUGGGAGUCGGGAUGGGGGUGUCGCCCUUCUCGCACACCCCGCACCCCGUGCCGGCCUACCCGACACCAUACAUGGGCACAGACUACAGCUCGGGACACCUGGGCUUCCACCCCUCCAGCAUGUUCAAGACCGCCUCAUCCAUGGCCAGCAGCCGGCCCAGGAGCAAGGCCAGGUCCAGCACGGAAGGGAGGGAGUGUGUCAACUGUGGCGCCACCUCCACCCCGCUGUGGAGGCGGGACGGCACGGGCCACUACCUGUGCAACGCGUGCGGCCUGUACCACAAGAUGAACGGCUCCAACAGACCCCUCAUCAAGCCCAAGCGCAGGCUGUCCGCCGCGCGACGAGCCGGCACCAGCUGCGCCAACUGCGGAACCACCACGACCACCCUGUGGCGCCGCAACCCCAACGGCGACCCGGUGUGCAACGCCUGUGGGCUUUACUACAAGCUGCAUAACGUGAACCGGCCGCUGACAAUGAAGAAGGACGGCAUCCAGACGCGGAAUCGCAAGAUGUCCACCAAAUCCAAGAAGAAAGGCAAGGGAGGAAUGGGGGCCAUGGACCUGCUGAGGGACAAGCCCUUCUCCAACUUCCCAGCCCCCAACUUCAGCCCGGCCAUGCCCCCAUCUAUGUCCCCGUACAUGACGUCACAGGGACUGGGCUCCAUGGGCGGUGGCUACCUCACCCAUCAUGCCAGCACGCACCCGGCGCACCACUCGGCGCACCACCACCAUCAUCACCACCACGCUGCCGCGCAGAUGGGGUCGUUGGGCGGCGGCCUGGCCAUGGGCGGAGGCUUCAACCAGUUCCAGUCCUCGCUGCAGUCGUCGUUCCCUUCGUCGUUUAGUAGCAUUCCCAACAUCUCGUCAUCUGGUCUCAACCUCUCCACUUCCAACAUGGUGGGCGCCAUGGCGUAAGAGGAGCCCCGCACGCAGCAUAGUCAAACGCUUCUGUUGACUUCAUGAGCAUCGGCGACAAGUCGCCCCCUCGCUCGUCACCUCUGACCCGGGGGUCACCUGUUUCGGUCUCCAAGUUCUCAUUUGCUCGGGGGGAGGAGUCCAGGACCUGCAUGACAUCUCCCAGGGGGUAGUGGGGGCUGUGAACACAAGGGCAUUGUGGAUACAGACUGUGGAUACAGACAAUAUUUCAUCCACUUUGUUGACAUGGUGACGUACAUUGACACUGAGUGGUGAUGAUCUCCAUCGAACCUACAGGCGGAUUCGGGUUAAGGCGGAUUAAGCUCCGAAUUGUGGACGCCAUUGAAAUACCCUGACUUACUUUUGGAAAAAAAUAUAAUGGUGGAUGCCGAGUCACAUAUGUAUCAGUUAUUUUUUUUUUUUUCAUGUAAGAAUUAGGCAGGGGGCGAUUUUUUAAAAAGAAUAUUUGUGUUUUCCCCAUUGUGUAGGGUCGGCAGCAACUUUUCUCAUCUGCAUCACGAGUCUGUAUUUGAGGUUCGAACCCCAGGCUGAGUCCUUCCUGUCUGCCCGCCUCUCCUCUACAGACUUUAGAACCUGGAUAACCCAAGGUGGACAGGUGAUGGCAGCAGACAAUAACCGUUGAUUUGUGCUUCGUUAGCAGAUGACUAGGGGCCGGAGUGAAAAGGAACUGACAGUAUUGUUAUCCACUGACACUUGUGUAAAAAUGCUGUUAACGUGUCACCAAUGUGUCAACGACAUUCACUAACAUGUCAUUAAUUAAUGAUAUUAAUAAUACGAUAUUGCUAAGAUGGCUUGACCAUAGCAGACCUGCAUGGUUGACAGCAGGACUUGGACAACCACUGCUGGGGCUGGAACACACCAAGCUGAGUACAAGACAAAGUAAGAUUUUGCUGUUGUUCCUUCUGCAGCUUGGUGUGUGGGCUUGUAGACCACUCGGAGAGACUUUAGGGCCCACCAGCCCCUGUAGGUUGGUGUGUGGGCUUGUAGACCAGCCCCUGCUGCUUCUCAAAAAUGAAUGAGCCAUUGCUGACGACUAUAGAGACCUUCCGGGGGCAAAACCACGAAAGAAAUCUUUCACGACAAAUUUCUGAGUCAUUUAUUCUCACUAAGGGCUGACUUUACAUCUAAGAUAUUUGAAAAAUACACCUACCCCAUUCCGACACUUUAAAAGUCUGCUUCAGUGUUCUCCCCCCCCCCCCUUCUCCAAAAAAAAAAAUGUCCUCUGACCUUUGUAUAGCAGGUCAGAGGCUGGAGCAAGAACAUUGGACGAGCUCCCACCCAGGGAGAGGCUUGGAGUAGACAAGCAGAUAAGACUUGCGUGAUCACCAUUUUUUCUUUCUCUCUCUCUCUCUGUGCGUGCGUUCGUGUGUCUGGGGCAGCAGUAGGUCUGGCGUCGCCAGAGUUCGUCCUCGACCCUUGGGCGACGGAAACCGAUCUGAUUUCUCUCCCCUGGCAGUUGGAGGCGCUGACGGUACGGACCGUUGCACGUCUGUCCUGGGUACCCUGCACCCCUGCCACCCUCGCCACCCCUCCUCUCUGUCCUUGUGGUCCUCGCCGACCCCCCAGACACAUUUCUUGCCGCUGUCUGCGCGUACAAGCCGUUCAACAAGUAUUUUGCUCUCGUGCUGUGGUAGUACCGCUCGUCCCUCUCCCCAGUACAACUCCGACCCAAACUUAACAGUAAAACACCCAUGUCUAUAGAGUAAGAACUAAUUUAACAGUUAAACAGCCAACACUAAAUGAUAUCUGUAAAAAUUAGUUUAUGGUGUCCCAUCCUGACACUCUCCAGAAUCCUCCCCACCCUCCCUGUCUGUAGAAAAGAAAUUGAAGCCGGGAUGAUGGCAAUAGUAGCGGCGAUGUGAUCCUGACAGUUAAGGGGUUAAAGUAGUAAAGUACGCCGAGUGUUGAUUAUUGCCAGAUCAGCUGAUCUGACUGUCACGUGACAAUGUAACUGGUGAUAUCUGACGCCCAGCCUCACUUUCACCCUAACUGUUCAUUUUCACCAGCUGCCAGCCAAGGGCUGCGAGGUUUGCCACAAAGAGUCGCGAGGACAACUCUCGGGGAUGGAGGGGAUGAUGGAUGGGGGAAUGUGACAGAAAAGACAGGGAUUUGCAGACAUUAUCGUCAAUAACUGUUGUUGCUUUGACUUAGACUACCGUGGCACAUGAAUUUUAAAAAAUAAUAAAAAGGUUGGAAAGGAGGGUUAGGUAUAGAGGUUCUCUGACAUAAAGUAUCUGUUCAAAAUUAAAAAAUUGUUCGCCUGUCCUGGCUCAUCUCUUUUGAAGACUUCAGCCACCCUGGGUGCGUCAGGCCAGAAAAAAGAUCCAAGCGACGCCGUGCCCUGCGAGCAGAAGCAGUGAACCGCUGAGCCACCGUGUACUCCUGGGGGUCACCACGGGUCACCGACUGGCUUCCGUGCGUCGCCACUGUGACUCGGCGACCUGCCAGUUCUCCAGACUCCAAGUCAAAGAGGGAACUGGGGGGAAGGGGAGGAAGAAGGACAUACCAAAGGAUUGGAGCCAACUGGGAAUUUGACGCCUGUGACGUAACGAAACUACAAUCAGGAUGACCGAAUUUUUUAUUAUUAUUUUUUUUUUUUUUGGUUGCUCGCGUGUGCUGACGGUUGGCAAAAAUGAUUUAGUCGUCGCUUGGUGGUGUCCAAGUAGUUAGGUUGGGAGCAGCAGAGGAGUACUCCCCCUUUCGUGACACUUCAUCAACAGGACGUUCGCCAAAUAAUUUUUUUAAAGGGGAGACAAGUUAUGACGUAGCAAGAACAGGGGUCAGUCAUCAAUGAGAAUAUUUUCAAGGAAAGCAAUGCAUGUUUAACACUGCAGAGUAAGCAUUAAUGUGAAGUCAGUCAUAAAUACUAUAAAGAAGGUGAAGGGGUUAAAGUAAGGUCAGAUGUUGGAAAGCUAGCGAGAGGACGGACUGAUGCACGCGGCACCGGAACAAAGAUUGAGUUCUGACUAACGGUUGGUCAGGGACUAACGGGUCUCUUCUCAGUACAAAUCGCUGGCAAUAGUCGGACGGAAGGAGGACAGGACAUCUGGGAGCUUAGUGUACACAGGAAGAGAGGAUCGGAUCCCAGGAUCAAGCAUUGUUAUUUCCCGUGACACCAUCGACAACUUAACGGGACGAGCGAACUCUCGAGCUUUUCUGAGAACGAGAGAGAGAGAUGUUACUGCACGAGAUUUACUUUUUCAUGAUGUAAUGAGACGAGGACAACAACAUGUUUGUCGUCUGCCAUUCCUGUAUGUUUGCUCUUGAAGGUCUGGAGUCUGUUGACAGAGGGAGAGGUUGGGGUGGACUAGGGGGAGAGGGAGAAAAUGAAAGCGGGAAACGACUUUGAGGAUGGGAGAAACACCAGGGGGUUGCUGGGAGUCUUUGAGAAUUUCUGUCAUCCCAGCAAGUCAGUUUGUCCAACAGGAACUUCACAACCCUUUAAAGUCCUUUAAACUUUUACAACUGUGAGCUGGAUUUUGUCCUCCUCUCAGAUCCUACAACAGUUUGAACAUCACAACCCAUCUCUCUCUCCCUCCCUCCUUCACAACCUUCAGCCUAGCUUCCGGUCACCACGAUGACCAAUCAGCUUGCUUUCUGGUUAUUGGCAUGACCUAGGGAGGGAAUUAUCUUCAAAUGUUCUCUCGACUUAUAAUCGGCUUCUUGAGAACACCAAUGCUAAUUUAUCACGGUCGUGGUUGACAACAAAAACUUGUGUCUCCGGACCGCAGACUCCAUCCCCAGUCCUCCCAGCCUGUUAACUAUGUACUCAGCAAAAAUAAACCACUGAUAUAUAUUUUAAUGUUUAAACUGGACUGCAUGGUAUCAUGUAAAUAUACAAUGGGGGAUAUUCUAUUUUUAAAAUUAUGCACUUUCACUGUUGUUUCUACUGCUGGUUGACGCCCGGAUGCAGGGCAGGGGUAAACAAACAAACAAAUACCGCAAAAUCAGAAAAAAACAAUAAAGCUUUCGUCGUCAUGACGACAGCAUAUCAUUACCACGUUGAUUGCGGAGCAAGCGUUUGCUGCACGUGCCCGGAGUGUGGCUAUUUAUAGAUAUGACUUACCUGUACGACAAUGACGUAUUCGUCACUAAGGGCCACCUGUAGCCAGUUUUGCGAGUGCAUUGUUUGCACUGUCUUGGACUGCCAUUUGUUUUCAGUUCUUCAUUUCAGUAAUUUGAAAGUAAACCUCGCCCUCGCUGUGUAGACGGUCUACAAUGUAUGCUGCACCAUUAUCUCUGCCAAUCCGACGUGCAUAAGAUGUAAUAUUUAUGCAAUUCCUUGUUACGCACUCAUACCUUGGUCGACUGUUCUUUUUUCCACUUGUUAUCGCAUAGCUGGUGUUCAUAUGAGCCGCCAUAGACACCAGGCUCAGGUGUGACGUACUACACGUAUUUAUCAAACCGCUUUUGUACAUGAACCUCGUUAUGAAACGUCACGCAUGCUCUCUGGAACUUUCCUUUAUUUUUUUAAAACUCAUUUGGUUCCGUUUUUUUAAUUUCUACCCGGUUCCAUUCCUUUAUUUUUGUCUUGCCCGACUUGGUUUGAACACGAACGACAACUUCUUGCCUAUGAUAUUAUCCCCCUUACAUUCACCAACACCGUUUGUCAGCGGUAGUUCUAGUCGUUUCAAGAUUUGCAUUGUCUUUUUGAUUUCUGUAGAUAUUUUUUUUUCUUUGAAGUGUGUAACUGUUGCCCUUACAUAUUCUUUCUUUGUUACUUAUUAAUAAUAAGAGAAAUAUAUCAAUAAAAGAUUUAUCUGAGGCAUCAACCCCUGAACAGCAAUGCCAUGCGUCUGAAAUUUUACGAAUAACAAAAGAAUUCUAAAAAAAAAUAAUAAUAACAAUAAUACAUCAGUGGAUUGAUGAAUACAUUGUGUCAAUAACUGAUCUUCAAAUGAAAAAAUAAUUUUCCGAUUGUUAUUCGAUCCUUCCCUCCUUCUUUUCCUUUGCGAGAGUGCUCAGCACUCGUCAGUGUUUAUCCGUGAAUAGUUGAUAGUUGAUGAACCUCUAUCCUCCCCACUCUGCCAGACUGCAUUAUAUAUUAGUUAUUGCUUUGUUCAGGUUUUGUUGUGUACGGGUGUGUAACUAUAUCUGCAGUACACUGCACAAUUACUGUUUUGGGGAAUGGGUUUGCUUUGGACUGACUGCACCCGGGUUGCAGUUCUCAUAUUAAAGGCGGUGAAUGGAAUAAAACUUUGUGUACAAUGAAUGAAAUGCACUGGAAUUUAAUAAAACAUGAAAUAGUGUGCUAGACAUUAAAGUCUUGUUUUUGUUUUUAAAUCACAGUGUGGCUUUGUUCUCAGUUUUUCUCCACAGUGUGACGGUUUAUUCAAUUUUUAAAGAUAAUUGCGUUCAGGAACAAAGAGAAUUUAUUUUACGAAUAAAUAGAAAAAUAAAAUAAUAAUAUUGUGACACCAGCUUUUAUGUCAAAAGUGAAACCCAUUUUUUUUCUGUUCAAAUGUGAUGAUAAGUCGUCUGAAACACUUGAAGAAAAAUUUAAACACGGCUACCCGACUCCUUUAAUAACUUUUUGAAGUUCAGAGGGUAACGGGGUUGGAGGUCGUCAAUGAAGGAAAGUUUGAUGAUUAUACAACACGGGAAUCCCUUCUAUCUCACACACCAACUCACCUGAUAAUGUUCUGUACAUGAUUGUUACGGUCCAAGUAGUAAACCUUUGCUGCAGUUGUCUUCAGUCGGUGUCUGGAGUAGGACACUGAGUACGAGUCACUAGGUCUCUGAUGAUGUAUAACGGUCUUUGUGUUCUUCCUCUGUACAUGUGUAAUGGUAUGGUUCACGAGUGUCCGUGUACAUAUAGUUUCAGUUCUGCUCAAAGGCUGUCAUUGUAACAAAGUCAAAUAUUGUCAGGAAUUAAAGAUCACAAACUCAA
Messenger RNA from Pomacea canaliculata, 8969 nucleotides. Its product is annotated as transcription factor GATA-3-like. Gene Ontology annotation, cellular component: nucleus. NCBI's taxonomy places the organism in Eukaryota, Metazoa, Mollusca, Gastropoda, Architaenioglossa, Ampullariidae. Gene Ontology annotation, molecular function: RNA polymerase II cis-regulatory region sequence-specific DNA binding; zinc ion binding; DNA-binding transcription factor activity, RNA polymerase II-specific. The transcript has 6 exons. The coding region runs from base 1475 to 3058 and encodes 527 amino acids. Gene Ontology annotation, biological process: positive regulation of transcription by RNA polymerase II; cell fate commitment; negative regulation of transcription by RNA polymerase II. The record is from RefSeq and is a predicted model, not a curated record.